Terrapene triunguis (Three-toed box turtle) is the source of this 1746-nucleotide messenger RNA. RefSeq names its product potassium voltage-gated channel subfamily KQT member 1-like. The coding region runs from base 1 to 588 and encodes 195 amino acids. The record is from RefSeq and is a predicted model, not a curated record. Lineage: Eukaryota; Metazoa; Chordata; Testudines; Emydidae. The transcript is spliced from 7 exons. Gene Ontology annotation, biological process: potassium ion transport. Gene Ontology annotation, molecular function: voltage-gated potassium channel activity. Gene Ontology annotation, cellular component: membrane; voltage-gated potassium channel complex.
AUGAUCUCCACAGCAUCCAACGCUGACAGAGUUGAGUGGCUGUUGAGAAGGCGCUUAGAAGGAAACAGCAAUGAAAUUUCACAGGACAACAGCUUCAUCGAUGACAUAGACCUCAUAUCAGAGGAGUCACCACUGCCUGCUGUAUCUGAUGUGGCACAGUUAACUGAAGCACACCGAAUAGCUGUCAAAGUCAUAAGGAGAAUGCAAUAUUUUGUGGCCAGAAGAAAAUUUCAGCAAGCUCGAAAACCAUAUGAUGUACGUGAUGUAAUUGAACAAUACUCUCAAGGACACCUUAAUAUGAUGGUUCGCAUAAAAGAACUUCAAAGAAGACUGGAUCAUUCCUUAGGGAAGCCUGGCCUUUUUCUUCCAGAAAAAGGGGUAGACAAAGGAUACUAUACUGUAGGAGCCAGACUGAUCCGGUUAGAGGAUAAGGUCACACAGAUGGACCAAAAGCUUGAUGACAUCCUGAGCAGUCUCCAAACUCAAUUUGGCACUCAGCCACAAGCGCAGACAUCAACCCCAGCCACCCCAACUGGUAGACGUUUUCGGUCAUCCUUGGAUUCCCCUCCUAUGAACCGGAAAAUGUAAAAGCAGCAGGAUACCACGCGGUCACCUUCUCCUUCUUUCAAGUAUAGUUACAGUACUUUUAUUAUUGGUGUCUGGAACUUCUGCAUUCGUCAUUGGUUGAAGUUAAAUAUUCUGCAGCAGUCUGUUAAAUUAAAAAAAGCCCCGAUGUGUACAAACCCACAAACUUUUGCACCCAAUAUCUUAGCAAUUAUGGGAGAAUCUGUGUCAGCUUGUGGGAUGCUGAUAGUGCCGUAGUAUUUAGGCGGACUGUACCCAUACACACACAGAGAGCACACUGUUAAAGUGAGAAUCCCAUAACAGGGUAGAACAACUCUCAUUCAUAGGUGAAACGAAAGAGGAUUGCCUUUUUGGCAUUCACUCUUCUGUUCACACUAGUUUAAUGCAUGCAGCAUGCUCAAGCAGGGGAGGGGGCCAUCAUUUGAACAUGAAACAAAUGGAAAUCAGUGAACAGGAAAAUUAAACAGCAUGUUUUGAAGUAAAGACUUCAACCAAGCAGCGAAGAUCAUGAAAGGGGCAGAUUUAUCUGCUAGUGUGAAUGACAAAGUAAAGACAACAGGCUACUGAUUAAAAAUAUGAAAGUGUACAGAGGCUGGUUGACAUGCGAAAGACUGAAGCAAGACCUCAGCUAAUUAAAGCAAAGCGUUUGCCAAUGAGACGAGAUGCACGUUGGAACAGACAGAAAUGAGAGAUAAAAUCUGCUUUGGGUAACAGCACAAGAACAUUUUAAUAGCUAUCAGCUGCACUGAUGACUGUUAUCCAGAAUGUUCUCACUGUUUUACUUUCAUUCAGUGACAAUUAUUGACUCCAGUUGCCUUAUUUUUAAUAAAUGAAACCUGUAUAAUAACGAGAUGCAUAAAAACAUGCAAAACCCAGUUUGAAUGACUGAACUAACCCUGUACAGCCGCAGUGCUGACAGCGUGCUUUUGAAUGACAAUGUUUUGAAAAAACAAAUGCACACACACUGUAGAUGAAAGCUAGUCUUUAUUUCAAUAAAGUGCUGUAUAUAACAAUGCCGCGUUUUCAUGUAAUUUGAUUGUAAAUUGAGUACAGAUGCUGGCUGAAGUAUUGUUUCUGUGAAAUGCUAAUGAUGUGUACAAUUACCCGUGUAAGAAAAUGUAUCUUCUCUUGCACAUCAGCCAAGCAAUAAUAUUGCUGAAU